Biomphalaria glabrata is the source of this 2835-nucleotide messenger RNA. RefSeq lists its product as uncharacterized. Lineage: Eukaryota; Metazoa; Mollusca; Gastropoda; Planorbidae. The transcript has 9 exons. The record is from RefSeq and is a predicted model, not a curated record. The coding region runs from base 258 to 1991 and encodes 577 amino acids.
CUACUUCAGCUGAGCACAAAAUACAAUACAUGAGUCACUGGCUAACAACACAUGUAUGACACUCAGUCUGUUGUGUCAAUGCGCCACAAAUGUCAUAAUUGUACUUGUAAAAUAGAAUCAUUUGGAACAAGGGAAAUGUAAUGAAGAUAUUUAUCUGUCAAAUACAUGGCCGCAGACCAUUGAAGCAUCAGUAUCAAGUGUAAUUGUUUUUCAUGCAGUUAUGUCUGUUACGACGACAUGCCAUCUGGUAACGUAAUAUGUAUUUGAAUUCUUGGAAACGUUUAAUAAGCUUUUUGAUAAUAAUAGCAGUCUUUUUAAUAUACAGCUCUCUAUGUUUAGAUGAGAACAUUCAAAUCUGCAACGGUCAUACAAGAGUGCGGACACUGGUCCUCCCACUCCACUCCCUGGCAACGGUCAGCUUCUGUGUUUUGUCCCCACUCCCGUUGGAAGAUGUCUAUUUCCUUAACAGCAAGGUCAAACAACUCGGAAACUCGGAGGAUGGUGACGUGUACGUCGCAAGCAAACUGGUCGACCACCAAUCACAGUAUACUAUAACCCUCAACGUCCGGAACAUUACUCUUGCCAACUACAUGGUCUACACAGUUCUACUUCAUGACAACAGCUCGCACCAGUUAAAACUUGAAGUCACUUUCAAACGACCGGGGAUUCACUUCACCAAGGACAGAACCGAUGGUAAUGUCUACGAGAAUCAACACAUCAAACUUCUGUGUGAAAGAAACAGCGAGUUUCAAGAGACUUUGAGUUUGUUUAGAAUGUUUGACAGAAAGGUUCUCAAUACUUUCAAGGACAAGGACAAGUUGGUCUAUGAAAUAGCAAGUACCAAAUGUCAAGACAUGGGCAGAUACAUCUGUGAGACCAAACACGAUAAGAAAUUCUUAGAUCUAGAAAUAUUCAACUGUCCACCAGUAGCCUGUUUUGACAACAUGACAUCAGUGUACACAUCCGACGUAGGUCUCUCUACUACAAUCCAGUUUUGUGUGGUGGCGUUCCCUGGUCUCCUGAAUGUCGCACAGCUAGAUGGCCAGGACUAUGCAUUAGGAAGUCAUUAUCCAAACGUAGCAUUUCAUUUGACUAACGAAGGACUGUAUCACGUGAUCAACAUUACUAUAACGAAUGUCAGUGCUGAUGAUUUAAGAGUACACUACGUACGUGUGGCUACCAAACACGGACGUUAUAACCACACAUUUAAAUUACAGAGAACUGAGCCUCUACGUUUGUUGUUUAUCAACAAGACGAGCCUGCAGUGUGUGUCCUCACAAUACCCCAAGUCUGUCACUCUUUAUAAAUACGACCAGGACCAGGCAUUAAUGAGCAAGUCCGACAAUGCUGCCACUGAAGAAAGUCUAACUCUGACUCACCACCUGUCAUCACGUGACUGUAAUGACAUUGGCACCUACCUGUGUGUGUCUGGGAAUUUUAUAGAUCAAAAGACGUCCAAAACUGUUGACUUUCGUUCGGGCGAAUGUCCACCUAUUCCUUGUUUCAAUUACAACAAGAAACCGGAACUAGAAACGCAUGUAAACAAAUCUCUUGUCUUCCAUUACUGUGUCAUUGACCAGGAAGGAUUACAAGACAGAGUUCUGGUCAACGGAACUACAGUCUUGGCAGACGUGAUGCUCUGGAACAGGGAGGUCAACGUACUGCUGCUACUAAAGAAGAUGGAGAUGUAUCACUAUCUUACAUUUCUGUUUCCGCACAUCCAGAAGUCAAUGUUUGGAGUCUGGAACGUGACAAUUAUGUCUAACUCCACGAGGACAUUAGAACUCUUUCUACAUAUCAUAGAAAAGCAAGAUGGAAACACAAACAGUUAUAGCACAACAGUUCUGGCCACAACGAUAACGUUAGCCAUUCUGCUGGCGCUAGUUAUUGGCUUUGGCGUUUGGUUCAACUUUUUUAAAGGAACUUCAAGGUCAUUUAAGAUUCUCCAGUCUUCCACAACCAGCAGCCGAAUCACUUUGGAUAAAUUGUAGAUGAAGUUGUUGUAAUACAUGAAUCAGAAAAGAAAGAAGAAAACAGAAUACAGCAGAAAUAGUUAUUAGAAUUGGGAUGAUGUUAUUCUCAAUUGAGCCUAUUUUUGCAAAAUCAUUUUAAAUGAUUAGAGAAUGACAAAACAACAACAACAACAACAACAAAACGAUUGUGUGCUGACUAACUAUGAGUAAUAAAAAAUUCGACAUUACCGAAACCAUUCCAUUAUAAGAAUUUAUAAUGUGAGUUUCUUUUCCCUUUCCCACACGCACACAUAUUUCACAGCCACAUAGACAAAACACGCACGUUCCUACAUCUUAACAAAACAACUCUAUACUUGAGCACAACGACACAAACACAGUCCUACCCUCGCACACUCAUAUUAACAACUCUUAACACACACACACACACACCUAGGUAGAUAACCAACGUCAUCCAUUGUUGCAUAAAACUGUUUAAGAGUCACGUGAUCUAGAUGAAACCAAAUUGUGUUCCGUUAGUUAACGUGUUCCUACAGUGUAUUCAUUAUGUGAAAAUAUUAACUAUAGCGUCCGUAAUGUCUGGAUAAAUAGCAUGAUUAGACAUAUGCAUCUUAUUGAAUCUAGUUCAUCUAAACUUUGUAAAACUCACUUGCUUUUGAAAUGGUGAAGAUGAUCAUGAAUAUGUUAUUUUAAUUAGGAUAAAUAAAGUUAAAAAAAAGCUUAAUAUUAAUUACAUACCAAAACUAUCUUAUUAUCGUAUGUGUCCAGACUUUACGACACCCUGUAAAUUGUCGCUAUUGUUAUCGGCUUAAGGUAUGUUUUAUUUAUUUUUUAAAAAUAAAAAUACGAAUAUAUAGCCCAUAUU